AAGAAGGUAAUUUUAUCUAAAGAAGAAGAAAAAAAGAACUGAGAAAAUAAAUAAUGAGAUCAUCAUUCCAAAUAGAAAAAGGCAGACACAUAAACUUUUGUGUGUGUCAUGACGCACUGCCACUGAAAAAAAAAAAAACCAAAUAUUCAAGAUAAAUAUAGUCAGUUUAAUUAUAUAUAAUUUCCACCGCCAUUAACUUUUAACUAAGAAAUAUAAAAUUUAAAAUGGGAAUGAUAUAUGAAAGUUUAAUUAUUUAUAAAAAUGGCUGCGACAGUUCUUACAGAUCAAGGUGCUUGUAUAGUUGUAUAUUUUUUUCAAAGAGAGAGGAAUAUUAUUUUCUUAUUACACAGAUGGGCUUAAGUGUGUAGGGUUGUAUAUAACUUAUCUUUUGUGUUUGCCUCUCAUUCAUAACUCCAUCGGAUUCUAAGUAUUUCUAGUUUCUCUUAUCUACCCCUUUUAUUCUUCAUCUCUUAUCUAAAAAUUAUCUUUUGUAAAUCUUCCAACAAAACUUUUGUCCAGAAGAAGACAUGACAACUGAAGAUCAGACAAUUUCAAGUAGUGGAGGAUAUGUCCAAAGCUCAUCAACAACUGAUCAUGUUGAUCAUCAUCAUCAUGAACAUGACUCCCUUAAUCCUCCUCUUGUCAAGAAGAAGAGAAACCUCCCUGGAAAUCCUGAUCCAGAAGCCGAGGUCAUAGCUCUAUCCCCAAAGACACUUAUGGCCACAAAUCGAUUCCUAUGCGAGAUAUGUGGAAAAGGUUUUCAAAGAGACCAGAAUCUACAGCUUCACCGUCGAGGACACAACCUCCCAUGGAAGCUAAAGCAGAGGACAAGCAAAGAAGUAAGAAAACGAGUGUAUGUGUGUCCAGAAAAGAGUUGCGUCCACCACCAUCCGACAAGGGCACUCGGUGACCUUACCGGCAUUAAGAAACAUUUUUGUCGGAAACAUGGCGAGAAAAAGUGGAAGUGUGAGAAAUGCGCCAAGAGAUAUGCAGUCCAAUCUGAUUGGAAGGCUCAUUCCAAGACUUGUGGGACUAGAGAGUAUAGAUGCGACUGUGGUACAAUUUUCUCAAGGAGAGACAGCUUCAUUACACAUAGAGCAUUCUGUGACGCUUUAGCAGAAGAAACCGCUAGGCUAAACGCAGCCUCACAUCUCAAAAGCCUUGCUGCAACCGCUGGUAGUAAUCUAAACUAUCAUUAUCUCAUGGGCACACUUAUCCCAUCACCAUCAUCACAACCACCACCGUCGUUUCCAUUCGGACCACCGCAACCGCAACAUCACCACCAACAUUUCCCUAUCCCAACCACCACCUUCGAUCAUCAUCAUCAUCAAGACGUCAUGAAACCUGCGUCUUCGCUCUCUUUAUGGAUGGGAGGAAAUAUUAACCAUCAUCAGCAAGUGACAAUCGAGGACCGUAUCGCACCGCAGCCGCAUUCACCGAACGAGGAUUACAAUUGGGUUUUCGGAAACGCGAAUAAUCGCGGUGAGCUAAUAACGACGAGCGAUUCACUCAUUACACAUGACCAUAAUAUUAAUAUCGUCCAGAGUAAGGAAAACACAAACGCGGCUACUUCUCUUUCCGUCCCUUCUCUUUUUAGCAGCGUCGACCAAAUUACCCAAGACGCAAACGCGGCUUCUGCAAACAUGUCAGCGACUGCGUUACUUCAAAAAGCGGCUCAGAUGGGAUCGACUUCUUCUACGUCACCGACGACGACAAUCACCACCGACCAAUCAGGGUAUCUUCAGAGUUUUGCGUCGAAAAUCUCCGACCAGAGUAAUCAGAUUGUAGAAGAUGGUGGCAGCGACAAGUUCUUCGCUUUGUUUGGAUCGAACAGUGUCGAGUUAAUGAGUAAUAAUAAUAACGGUCUUCAUGAGAUCGGGAACCCUAGAAACGGUGUUAGGGUCGUUUCGGGGAUUGAUGAAUUACAGAAUUACCCUUGGAAGCGUAGAAGAGUUGAGAUUGGGAACGCAGGAGGAGGAGGUGGGCAAACUCGGGAUUUCCUAGGGGUUGGUGUUCAAGCAGUGUGCCAUUCUUCCUCUAUCAAUGGAUGGAUUUGAAAACACUUUUUAAUGAAUUUAUUCUAUGAAUUUUCUACCUUUUUAUAAGAACUUAUCAAAGCUACUUUCUUUGAUUAAUUACAAAGAUCUAGAUUUAUCGUAAUGUACAUUAACUGUUUCACUA
Molecule: messenger RNA, 2181 nt
Organism: Arabidopsis lyrata subsp. lyrata
Lineage: Eukaryota; Viridiplantae; Streptophyta; Magnoliopsida; Brassicales; Brassicaceae
Product: zinc finger protein MAGPIE
Exons: 3
Coding region: 528-2057 (509 amino acids)
Cellular component (GO): nucleus
Molecular function (GO): DNA-binding transcription factor activity
Source: RefSeq, a predicted model, not a curated record